Anarrhichthys ocellatus (wolf-eel) is the source of this 2323-nucleotide messenger RNA. RefSeq names its product poly(rC) binding protein 4 (gene pcbp4). Lineage: Eukaryota; Metazoa; Chordata; Actinopteri; Perciformes; Anarhichadidae. The record is from RefSeq and is a predicted model, not a curated record. The transcript is spliced from 14 exons. Gene Ontology annotation, molecular function: RNA binding. The coding region runs from base 272 to 1645 and encodes 457 amino acids.
UCUCUCUCUCCCCUUCCUCUCAGCGCACAGGCGCCCUGCACCCUCAGUCUGCUGACACACCGGGAGGACAGUCCGCACUACACGUCCGCGUCAUUGGACUCUAUGUGGAUACAAAGCCCGGUCACAACACACAUCCAUGGGGAUACUUUAGUGGGAACUGCAGCCCCGCGACCUUUUACAUGAAAACAGAGCGGCAGUGAAGGACCUCGGAGAGCCGGAGAACGAGCGCUGGCCCUCGUUUGACUGUGUGACCAGCGGAUGAGCCUUGUUCAUGCGUCUCCCUGCGAGCCACUCCCACAUCACCAUGAACUGUGAGCAGGACUUUGCAGACGGGGGCUUGGGAGUGACCCUCACACUACGACUGCUCAUGCAUGGAAAGGAGGUUGGCAGCAUCAUAGGAAAGAAAGGAGAGACGGUGAAACGAAUACGAGAAGAGAGCAGCGCCCGGGUCAACAUCUCAGAGGGCUCCUGUCCGGAGAGGAUCAUCACCAUCACCGGCUCCACAGACUGCGUCUUCAGAGCCUUCACCAUGAUCACGUACAAACUGGAGGAGGACCUGAAUGCCCUGGUGGCCAACGGCACCAUCAGCUCCAAGCCACCGGUCACCCUGCGGCUGGUCAUCCCUGCCAGCCAGUGUGGCUCUCUCAUCGGGAAGGGAGGGGCCAAGAUAAAGGAGAUCAGAGAGAGCACUGGAGCUCAGAUACAGGUGGCGGGGGAUUUGCUGCCCAACUCCACUGAGCGAGGGGUGACGAUAUCUGGGAAUCAGGAGUCUGUAAUCCAGUGUGUCAGGCUCAUCUGCACAGUAAUCCUGGAGUCUCCCCCGAAGGGCGCUACCAUCCCCUACCGACCGAGCCCCUCACCAGCUGCCCUCCUCAUCGCAGGGAACCAGGUGUACGAGGCGUCCGACUUUGCACCCCACCCUCUGUACUCCGUCACCCAGGGAGGCCUGGACCUCCAGCAGGCCUACGCUUUGCAAAACCAAUACGGCAUUCCACACUCAGAGAUGGCCAAGCUACAUCAGCUGUCAAUGCAGCAAGGCCUGAGUCCCAUCGCCCAGCAGGCUGCGACUAUCAUGCCUGGGAUGGACUCCAAUUGUCAGACAUCUCAGGAGCUGCUUAUUCCCAAUGAUCUGAUCGGCUCGAUCAUCGGCCGUCAGGGCACCAAGAUCAACGAGAUCAGGCAGGUGUCCGGAGCCCAGAUCAAGAUCGGCAGCCAGCUGGACGGCACGAGCGACCGCCACGUCACCAUCACAGGAACGCCGGUCAGCAUCAACUUGGCGCAGUACCUCAUUACCUCCUGUUUAGAGACAGCCAAAUCCACGGCCCAGGCCGCCUCCAUGGCGUCUCCGGUCGACCUCAACAUGGCCUUCGCCCAGCCGGCCUCCCCCGCCGGCUCUCCCGCACCCACCAUGGCCACCAUGGGCGCCCUGACCCCGGCUCACAUGCUGGGCAACCCGUACGGCGCCAUGCCCCUCUCCGGCCUGCUGGGGGUCAAGUCCGUCCCCUUUCUGACUCUGUCCGGCCAUGGCCCCACCGUGGCCGUCACCGCGGCACCCUCCCACACCACUCUGGCCGCCUACACCGCCAAAAUCUCCUCAGCCAACUGCAUCAAAAAGCCAGAGAGACAGAAGUUCGCUCCCUACUGAUGAGCUCCGGGUCCGGGGGGGGGGGGGACGGGGGACGGACAGCUGCAGUGUUCUUCCACACAUUAAAACAAACGCCCGAUGUAGCCAUAUCCGCUGACUUUUAUUCUAUGACGCACCAACAGAGAAGAGACCAAUGGAGAUGUGGACAAAAAGCUGUUCCUUAUUUACGGUUAUAGAUCAUUUGUUUCCCAUGAAUUGAUGGACUGCUUUCAUCGUCACCUCAUCACUGUUAUCGAUCACUAAAAAAAGUUUAAAAAGUAAUAAAAAAAAAACAAGGGCUGGGACCUCACCUGAGAAGCACAUGUUUACAUCACAGCUGUCACGUGUGCGUCUCAAGUUAAGGAUCAGCUUUAAGUAUUUAUCCUUCAAUAAAUUUGUAAAUUAUACUCAGAUGACAAAUGCUCUCCUGUAUGAUGCUUUUAUACAACGUCUAUGUUUGCCUCUUGAAGUUUUUAAGAAAAUUUGUAAAUGUCUUUGGGAGAGGGGGGGAUUUUUCUUUUUGUAAUAAUCCAUGCUCUGGUACUGUACUUUACUGUUCAGUGUUAUGUUCCUUUUGUUGGAUUUUAUUUUGAAUGUGCAACUUGUUUAAUCUUUAUUUAUUAGUAUUGUUUCAUUUAUUAAAAAUCUUUGUUUCCUGAUGUAUUUGUCUUCUACUUUAAAAAAGAAAUAUAUAUAUAU